Molecule: messenger RNA, 2560 nt
Organism: Sceloporus undulatus (fence lizard)
Lineage: Eukaryota; Metazoa; Chordata; Lepidosauria; Squamata; Phrynosomatidae
Gene: GALR2
Product: galanin receptor 2
Exons: 2
Coding region: 1249-2409 (386 amino acids)
Biological process (GO): G protein-coupled receptor signaling pathway
Cellular component (GO): membrane
Molecular function (GO): G protein-coupled receptor activity
Source: RefSeq, a predicted model, not a curated record
ACCACCACCAUCACAUCUCUGUUGUUUCUCUCCCUAAUUUUUACCCAGGUGAUCUCAACUUGGCUUCCAAGAUUUAGGGCAUGGACCUAUUCACAAGUGUACACAUCCUAUAAUGCUACUUCACCUCCCUUGCUAUUUGGUCUAUUUCUCUGAAAUAGAUUAUACCCCUCUAUUACUACAUUUCGAUUAUUAAACUCAUCCCACUAGGUUUCAAUGAUGCCUAUAUUAUAUCAUAUUUGCUUUGCUGUGCUAAGAGUUCAAGUUCAUCUUGUUUAUUUCCUUGUUGGGUGACAAACAACACCUAUUGAAUAUCCGUCUUUUACACAGACAUGAAAGAGACAGGAGGCAUCUCCAGUUUUCAUUCUAAGAGCUUUACUGGGACAUACUGUUCAAAAUAUUUCAUCUGCCUCAUGAAGUAUCUGUUAGUGACUGUACCAGCCCAACAAUUCUUAAGAAUACUUGGAGUAUCCAACAUUCUGACUAGUUCCCUGACCCAUCAUAUGAAGAGGCAAGCUACUGUUACCAUCUCAUCAUACUGUAAUAUGAUGUUAUUGACCAAGGGAUGGCAAUGCUCAUCUGAUAAAUCACUAAACCAGUACUACUUACUGAAGGGUAUGGGUAAACCCUAGGUUUCCAAACAAUCUGAACUGUAAGCAGUCGGCAUGUGCAGCGUGUGUAUGUGAAGAGGGUACUGUGUUUCCAUAGACACCAUUACUCUUAUUUUGACUGCUUGUCUCCCUGGAAACAAGAGGCAGGCUUGAAUAUAUUAGUCGUCCUCCAUGAAUACCAUGAACUAGAUAUUUAGAGUACUCUAAGCAGUGUGGACUCAGCAUGGGUCUAUUAAACUGCCAAGAAGCGUAACUGGCAAGAAGUUUAGUCCUUUAGCCUCACACUUCUACAAGAGUGGCUGCCAGUGUUUUCUGUCAUAGACAAAGGAGCAGCAUUCCAGCACUGUGUAAAAUAGGAGCCUGCUCGCUGCAAGAAGAAAAGAAACGUAGCACUUCAACAGUACAUUUUUCACUUGACAAUGGACAGAAUCCUUCCAUCUGUGAAUGGAACUUGGGUUGGCUUAAAGGAUUACAAACAGGAAAAGUGGCUACACAGAAGAUCUGCUAUGAAGGAAAUGAUUCUUAGAUGAGAAAUGGUGUCUGGAAGUAAACUGUAGAUGGGACGGAUACGUGUGUUCCUUUCCAACUGACCCAGUGUGGUGAAGAAUCCUUUCCUCAUCUUCCCUUCCGUAACUAGAGCAUGCCUCUUGGUUCCAAGAUGAACAAGUCGUUGUCCCAGCUAAAUUCUUCAGGGAGCAGCGAAAGCAACACCUGGCAGCCCAUGUCGGUCAUCAUCCCUUUUGUGUAUUCGCUGAUUUUCCUAGUAGGCACAGUAGGCAACUCUCUGGUACUGGCAGUGCUGCUAAGGAAUGGGCAAGUCAACAACACAACCAAUCUCUUCAUCCUCAACCUAGGAGUGGCUGAUCUCUGCUUUAUCGUCUUCUGUGUGCCCUUCCAGGCUACCAUCUACACUUUGGAUGACUGGAUCUUUGGACCCCUCAUGUGCAAAGCAGUGCAUUUUUUUAUUUAUCUGACCAUGUAUGCCAGCAGUUUUACCCUCACAACUGUUUCCCUGGACAGGUAUUUGGCUAUCAGGUAUCCUUUGCAUUCAAGAGAACUCAGAACCCCCAAGAAUGCCCUCACCGCUAUUUGCCUGAUUUGGGGUCUUUCCAUAAUCUUCUCUGGGCCUUACAUCAGUUAUUACCAGGAGUUUCAGAUAGCCAAUGUCACCGUCUGCCAUCCCAUCUGGAAAAUCCCCCAGCGCAAAAUUAUGGAUCUCUGUACAUUUGUCUUCAGCUAUGUCAUCCCUGUGUUGAUCUUGAGCCUCACUUACCUGAGGACCAUCCGCUACCUCUGGACAUCUGUGGACCCUAUGAAAGAUAUGUCUGAUUCCAAGAAGGGCAAGCGCAAGGUUACCCGGAUGAUCAUCAUUGUAGCUGUUCUCUUCUGUCUUUGCUGGCUGCCCCAUCACCUGGUCAUCCUGUGCUUUUGGUUUGGGUAUUUCCCACUGAACAAUGCUACCUAUGUGCUCAGGGUCCUUUCUCAUGUGAUUUCCUAUGCCAACUCCUGUGUCAAUCCCAUUGUCUACGCUCUCGUAUCCAAGCAUUUCCGUAAAGGGUUCAAGAAAAUCUUCAGUUGCCUCUUGCACAAAAGAGUGGCCAACAAGGUCCACGUGGCACAGGUGACCCACACAGUCAGUAUCCUGGAAGCAGAUCUGACAGAAGUGAUACAUGUCAGUGAGCCCACACAUGCCAGAGCCUCCAGUUGCUGCCAGAUUCCAAUCCAGACAUGGGAGGAGGCAGAGCAGCUGAGUCGUCAAGAGAAAGUGGCCAACUCAUUCAUCACUUUCAAUGUGACUUAGCAUUGCCCUUUGUCCUUGGGCUGCUAUCAGAAGAUGAAUUCUUUGGGUACAAUGAUAGUUUAACCCAAAGGAUGUUUGUUGUUUGUUUAAAGGUUUUAAGAUGUAGUUUAAAACCCUAAGGAUCAGUAGGUGGCUUAAGACAGGGAUAUAU